CACCCACUCCAUUUGCUAACAUCAUUGGUCCACUUCUUCGCCUCUCUGCUGCUCGUUGUCCUCGUCCUUAGCUGCCGCAAUGGUAAAGUACUCUAGAGAGCCCGACAACCCCACCAAGUCAUGCAAGGCCAGGGGCUCUGAUCUUCGGGUUCAUUUUAAGAACACUCGGGAGACAGCACAUGCCAUCAGAAAGUUGCCAUUGGGAAAGGCAAAGAGAUAUUUAGAGGAUGUUCUGGUCCACAAACAGGCAAUCCCCUUCCGACGUUUCUGUCGCGGUGUUGGAAGGACUGCUCAGGCAAAGAACAGGCAUUCAAAUGGACAAGGGCGCUGGCCUGUGAAGUCUGCCAAGUUCAUCCUAGAUUUGCUCAAGAAUGCUGAGAGUAAUGCUGAAGUUAAGGGUUUGGAUGUCGAUUCUCUAUUCGUAUCUCACAUCCAGGUGAACCAAGCACAAAAGCAAAGGCGGCGUACCUACCGUGCUCAUGGAAGAAUUAAUCCCUAUAUGUCAUCCCCCUGCCAUAUUGAGUUGAUUUUGUCUGAGAAGGAGGAACCCGUGAAGAAAGAGCCAGAGACACAAUUAGCAACUAGCAAAUCAAAGAAAAGUCAAGCUCUGCGCAGUGGUGCUUCUUCUUGAAUGGCAGUUUAGGACUAACAAUUGAAUGAGUGCCACAAAUUUCAUGCUGCUGCACUUUCGCCUUUUGAUGAGAAUUGUUUUUCGUUUUACUACUUUUUUUUUUCAUAUAGAAUGAAUUGGUGAUUACGACGGACUUCGUCUUCAAAUUAUUUCUAGUUCAAACUUCAUUGAAAGUGGGAUUUUUUUCAGA
Carya illinoinensis is the source of this 821-nucleotide messenger RNA. Its product is annotated as 60S ribosomal protein L17-2. Gene Ontology annotation, cellular component: cytosolic large ribosomal subunit; ribosome. The record is from RefSeq and is a predicted model, not a curated record. Gene Ontology annotation, molecular function: structural constituent of ribosome. NCBI's taxonomy places the organism in Eukaryota, Viridiplantae, Streptophyta, Magnoliopsida, Fagales, Juglandaceae. Gene Ontology annotation, biological process: cytoplasmic translation. The transcript has 7 exons. Bases 80 to 631 code for a protein of 183 amino acids.